AUGGCAUCCAACGUCGACAUUCGAGGUCCUCUGCCUCACCUGAGUGAGAGUGAGGGUGCCCUGCUCAGUCUGGUGGAGGAUGACUCGCAGGACGCGGUAGCCUUAUCGGACAAGGAAGCGUUGAUCCUGGAACUGUACCGCAAGAGCGGGGAGCUGGAGCUUGAAAAGGAGUUCCUGAGCCAAGAACCGGGUUCGUACUCUGGCGAAGAUGUCGAGGCACAGCUGGCGGUCGCAGAGCGGGAGCUCUUGGAGGCGAGAGCCACCCACACCGUGAGGAGGAAAGCCAUCAAUACGAUACUGAUGGCCGACCCAAUCCUCAAGGCCGUGCAUCUCAAGGCUAACUCUCCACCUGAACGUGAAUACAGGGCUCUAUUGAAACUGAUCAACCGGCGCGAUAUACUGUCUCUAGUGCAUGAGAACCUAGCGGCUGCCCAUGACUUGACCUUGAAAAACCUAUCAGAUAUGGAAGUCGAGAAUAUGGAGUUGAUUGAGAAGAACCGCGCCCUGACGCAGGAGCUUCUCGGUCUCGCCAGACAGCAAGACGCGUGGAAAGAGGGACUCGAGGACACGGGACUGGCUGCGCAACUAGAGGGGCUUGAAAAAGACCGCCGAAAGGUUCAAGCCAGAUGGGAGAUUAUGCAAAACAUCGCCAGUGCUAUCGUGGUCGGCAGCGGAGUGAACUGGGCGGAAAAUGCAGACCUCCGGGCACUCGUGUUAGACGAAGAAGAUUGA
Penicilliopsis zonata CBS 506.65 is the source of this 732-nucleotide messenger RNA. RefSeq lists its product as hypothetical. The record is from RefSeq and is a predicted model, not a curated record. NCBI's taxonomy places the organism in Eukaryota, Fungi, Ascomycota, Eurotiomycetes, Eurotiales, Aspergillaceae. The transcript is spliced from 3 exons. Bases 1 to 732 code for a protein of 243 amino acids. Gene Ontology annotation, cellular component: kinetochore. Gene Ontology annotation, biological process: kinetochore assembly.